ACAGUAAUACCAACAUUACAGGCGUCCUCCAUCUUGCUGGGGGCAGCUGACAUUUGUUUGCGAGAGCAAAACCACGGGAAUAUAGCAAACACUUCCUCAAAAUGGGUGCCUCUGCGAUUCCUAUUGCUGUUUUCACCAUCCUAUGGGGCGUCGUUGGUAUUGUGUGCCCCUUCUUUGCCCCUAAGGGUCCUAACAGAGGGAUUAUCCAGGUGGUGUUGAUGUUAACAGCUGCCACAUGUUGGUUAUUCUGGCUGUGCGCGUACAUGGCGCAGAUGAACCCGCUCAUCGGGCCCAGACUCAGCAACGAGACACUCAUCUGGAUGGCGCGCAAAUGGGGAAACCCCAUCAACAUGACUGCAUAGAUCAGCGGCCAUUUAUUUAAUUUAAUUCCACACAUAUUUGUGAAUAUCUCCCUAACAUCGAGGGAUUGUUAAAUAACAUCAAAAAACAUUAUGUACGAUGCUACGAUGUAGUGCAUAAUUGUUUUCCAUCAUAUUUUCUCGGAAACGUUCGUAUUUAAUAUUACCUAACCCCCAAGUCGAUUUCUAGUUACCGCAAUAUAAUGAAUUUAUAUGUAUAAUGCGUGUACCUUUGCUGUAAUAUACAAGUAUUUAUAUUUCAUAUUUACUAUUGACAAAUGUUUAUUUAUUUAUUAUUACCUGACACACAAGUCGCGCAGUAUGCCGUUCCGCACACCUCCUCUCCUCCUGGCUCCACAGAAAACCAGCGCCGUUGACAACGCUUAGUCGUGCCAACUGCAUUGCUGAGUGGAGACCAUUUCAGCCUCACAUCCUUAUCUGUUAGUUUUGUAUUUUUCACCUUUGUUUUUUUUUCUUGUUGUUGUUAAUGUAUCUUUGUAAUGUAAUAAUGAUGUGUUGCCUGAAUAAAUAUUAUUCUAUUCUAUUCUAUUCUAUUUGUCAUGCUACUUCAGUCAAACUCAGUACUUUUUGUACCGAGACUGACUUAUAGCAAGACGCGUUCGUACGUUUCCGUGAAAACACGAUUGGAAAAUAAUUAUGCACUAUAUCUGUACCUAUAUGUAUUCGUGAAAAUAUCCUUAACAUUUUGGGACUUGAAUUUAAUAUAAAAAUAAUACAAACGCCUUUAUUAUAUUUGUGAAUAUCUCCGUAACAUCUAGGGACUGUUGAAUUAAAUGUAAUAAUUUAAUAAAAUAAUAUGAAACAUUAAUAUAAGCCCGUUCAAGUGAAAAGUAUUUAAUGAUCAUUCCGUUCUCUGUCGAAGUGUAAAUGGUGUGAACCUCUGUUUAAACUUAUAUAUUGUAGAUAUUUUAUUUCAAUAAAGUUAUGUGAGUUAA
This is a messenger RNA of Cydia strobilella, 1315 nucleotides long. RefSeq names its product V-type proton ATPase subunit e 2-like. The transcript is spliced from 4 exons. Lineage: Eukaryota; Metazoa; Arthropoda; Insecta; Lepidoptera; Tortricidae. The record is from RefSeq and is a predicted model, not a curated record. Gene Ontology annotation, cellular component: proton-transporting V-type ATPase, V0 domain; plasma membrane proton-transporting V-type ATPase complex. Gene Ontology annotation, molecular function: proton-transporting ATPase activity, rotational mechanism. Bases 102 to 362 code for a protein of 86 amino acids. Gene Ontology annotation, biological process: proton transmembrane transport.